AUGUCGCAGGUUCCAAUAGAGACUGCAACGGCUGAAACGACGUCACGUUCUGAAGGUUUAAGUCGUUUUGGAGAUCUUAGAGGGGUGCAGUGGCGCAUAGAUUUGGGGAUUUUACCAUCUUCUUCACCUAUAGACGAUCUUCGCCGAGUGACGGCCAAUUCGCGACGAACGUAUGCUGCUCUGAGGCAGCAGCUUCUAGUUGAUACACAUGUUCCCAAGGAUGGAAGUAAUUCUCCAGAUCUUGUCAUGGACAAUCCACUAUCACAAAAUCCAGGUAGCAUGUGGGGUCGUUUUUUCAAGAAUGCUGAACUGGAGAGAAUGGUUGACCAAGAUUUGACACGUCUAUAUCCUGAACCUGGUAGCUAUUUCCAGACACCUGGGUGCCAAGGAAUUUUAAGGAGGAUUUUACUACUUUGGUGCCUUAGACAUCCAGAGUAUGGCUACAGACAAGGGAUGCAUGAACUCUUGGCCCCGCUGUUGUAUGUUCUACACGUUGAUGUUAAGCGUCUUUCAGAAGUGAGAAAAGUUUAUGAAGACCACUUCAUUGACAAGUUUGACGGCUUCUCAUUUCAUGAAAAUGACUUGACAUAUAAGUUUGAUUUUAGGAAAUUCUCUGAUUCUGCCGAAGAUGUGAAUGAAUUGGGAAAAGGCUCUAGCAGUCUCAGUGAACUUGAUCCCAAAAUUCAAAAUAUUGUUUUACUAAGUGAUGCCUAUGGGGCAGAAGGUGAACUUGGUAUUGUCUUGUCAAAGAAAUUUAUGGAGCACGAUGGAUAUUCUAUGUUUGAUGCUUUGAUGAGUGGGGCAGGUGGUGCCGUUGCUAUGGCAGAAUUUUUUGCUCCAUCUCCAUUCGGGAUUGCUCAUAGUGGAUUCCCCCCUGUAAUUGAAGCUUCCGCCGCACUCUAUCAUUUACUUUCCAUUGUUGAUUCAUCUCUUCAUGGCCACCUUGUUGAAUUAGGAGUUGAACCACAAUAUUUUGCACUUCGCUGGCUACGGGUCCUAUUUGGCCGUGAAUUUUCACUCGAAGACCUUUUAAUUAUUUGGGACAAAAUUUUUUCGUAUGAUAAUACCAAAUUCAGAAUACCUGCCGAUAAUGAUUCCGAGUCCAAAUUUGCAGUCGUCAAUUCGCAUAGGGGAGCAUUCAUUUCUGCUUUUGCAGUUUCAAUUAUACUUCAUUUGAGAUCUCCAGUGCUUGCCACGGAGAAUGCCACUGCUUGUCUUCAAAGAUUAUUGAAUUUUCCCGACGACAUAUAUCUUGUUAAGGUCCUAGCAAAGGCAACGUCCUUGCAGGCUCUGGCAGUAGAUGUGAACCAAACUUCCCCACUGAUUUAUCCUGGGUUAUAUUACAAAAGUCAGUCAGUCAGUACCAGGAGUCAUAGCCUUUCUUUAGAUGUAACUUCUCCAAGAACUCCCCUGAAUGCGGUCCCCGAUAGCUACUGGGAAGAGAAGUGGCGAGAUUUGCACAAGGAAGAAGAGAGCAAGGUAGGUGUUGCUGGAAAACAAGUUCCGAACCGCAGAAAGGGUUGGUCAGAGAGAGUAAGAUUGCGACUGUCUAGAACUGAAUCUGACCCGUCUUCAUCUAAGGUUGGUAAAAUACAAAAAGACCAAAAGCCAUCUGUUAGGAGAAGUUUGUUGAAAGAUCUGGCCCUUCAGCUCGGAUCGGAUGAAGAUACAGAGAAGCUAGGGUACAACAAAGAUUUAGGCCAUGGGGAUCCAGGUGAGGCCAAUGGGCAAGAAAUUACUGAUAAAAACUGUGCCAGCACGUCUGAGCUGAGAUAUUCGAGUGGAAGCACAGAGUGUGAAGAGAAUUCUUCCGAUUCCUCAGAUGCACCAAGUCCUAUUCAUGGAGCUAAUGGUCAUCUGAAUGACUCAGAAAAAAGUAGCAUAGCGUCGAACUUGACCAUUGAUGAAAAUGAUCCCGGUACAUGUGGGACUACCACAGAAUUCUCCCCUCUUCCUGUCUCAGAUUCACCUGAUGAUCUGUCUCUAAAAUGUUCACAGAAUGAUAAUUCUGUGGGUAAAUCAGCCACGGGCAUGAAGGAGCGGAAGUUUCUAUCCGAAAAAUUUCAAUGGUUAUGGAAGUUUGGACGGAAUGAGCUCCCAUUUGGACGGAAUGCGUGUAGGGGAACAUCUGAUAAGGUAGGUGCUUCUGAAGAUGUAAAAGCUUGCCACGGAGGAAGUGUUCAAAAUGCUGAAGUCGGCACUUCAGCAGUCGAUGGAUGUGAUAGAUCUUUGGGAAUCAGUGAAGGAGAGACAGUUGAGCAAAACUUGAUGGGUAGCUUCAAAAAUCUUGGCCAAUCCAUGCUUGAGAACAUCCAGGUUAUUGAGUCUGUUUUCCAGCAAGAUCGAGGUUACACGGGACCAUUGGAGAACAGCUCGAAAAAUGGUUUUGUUGGGCAAGGACAAAUUACAGCCAUGGCAGCCCUUAAAGAGCUUAGAAAAAUCAGCAAUAUUUUAUCUGAGAUGUGA
Fraxinus pennsylvanica is the source of this 2466-nucleotide messenger RNA. NCBI's taxonomy places the organism in Eukaryota, Viridiplantae, Streptophyta, Magnoliopsida, Lamiales, Oleaceae. The record is from the annotation of a GenBank genome assembly.